Syngnathus typhle (broad-nosed pipefish) is the source of this 3285-nucleotide messenger RNA. RefSeq names its product serine/threonine kinase 32A (gene stk32a). Gene Ontology annotation, biological process: G protein-coupled receptor signaling pathway; protein phosphorylation; regulation of signal transduction. The transcript has 14 exons. Gene Ontology annotation, molecular function: G protein-coupled receptor binding; G protein-coupled receptor kinase activity; ATP binding. NCBI's taxonomy places the organism in Eukaryota, Metazoa, Chordata, Actinopteri, Syngnathiformes, Syngnathidae. The coding region runs from base 677 to 1897 and encodes 406 amino acids. The record is from RefSeq and is a predicted model, not a curated record.
UUGAAGGGUGACAAGCCAUUAUCAGUUUCAUUCUCUGUGGGUGCAUGAGUAACGUGCUCGUCAGCCAGCGUCACAGCUCCACGGACGUGUGCGCGCCACCCCAGACGCGUGGCCACGGUGGUGAGAAGCAUAUACCGCACAGGCGGCAACAUGGAGAUCAGGCGCUCUUUUUAGGAAUAAAAAACACUCCUCCGGAAAACACAACCUUUUUGUUCUGUGUCUAUUUUAUUUUUAUUUUAUUUUUUUAUGGCGAGCUCCGGAUAAGUGAGGCUUUCAGAGCAGCACUGUUGCUCUCUUGCAAGCCAGGCAGAUGCUCAUAAGCUCCGCGAGCAGAGAGGGUGUCCUCUGUGCGGAUGCGGCUCCACGCACCGGUUUUGGGAGGAUAUUGUCACAUCUUGUCUGUUAGACAGUCACCAGAGACGUCAACCCAUCUCCUUCCAAAGACCUCGCUCGACCUCCAGACAUCAGUGAAGACGGGACAGCAAUUCUCAAAAAGGCUGUGAAUGCCUUUGUAGGACUUGGACCACCUGUGCUCCCCCCUGCCCAUAGAGAUGCAGGGUUGCAUGCGUGUGUGCCAAGGUUGAGAAGAGUUGCUAACCAGGCUAUGAGAGCAUCCCGCUCUUGGAUGCGGAGUUAAGUGACAGGAGCUGAAGCGGAGGCUGACUGAGGAGUCGCCAUGGGGCUUGGACAGUCCAGCAAGUCUCCCAUCACGGGUGAGACCGACGAGGUCAAUUUUGACCACUUCCAGAUCCUCAGAGCAAUAGGAAAAGGAAGCUUUGGCAAGGUCUGCAUCGUGCAGAAGAAAGACACCAAGAAGAUGUACGCUAUGAAAUACAUGAACAAGUUAAAAUGUGUGGAGCGGAAUGAAGUGAGGAACGUCCUGAAAGAGCUGCAGAUCAUGCAGAACCUGGAGCAUCCUUUUCUGGUCAACAUCUGGUAUUCCUUCCAGGAUGAGGAGGACAUGUUCAUGGUGGUCGAUUUGCUCCUGGGAGGAGACCUGCGCUAUCAUCUGCAGCAGAACGUUCAUUUCUCCGAGAGCACGGUCAAGCUGUACAUCUGCGAAUUGGCUUUGGCUCUGGGGUACCUGCGCUCCAAGCACAUUAUACACAGAGACAUCAAGCCUGACAACAUACUACUGGAUGAACAUGGUCACGUCCAUCUCACUGACUUCAACAUUGCAGCCAUUGUGAAAGAUGACCUCAAGGCAACAUCCAUUGCAGGGACCAAACCGUACAUGGCUCCGGAGUUAUUUCACAACUUUGAAGGCUCCCAUCCUGGUUACUCCUUCUCAGUGGAUUGGUGGUCAUUGGGCAUCACAGCUUACGAGCUGCUCAGAGGGCAGAGGCCCUACGUGAUGAGGUCCAGCACCCCAGCCAAUGAAAUCCUUCACACCUUCCACAAGGUCCACCUCAGCUUCCCAACAGCGUGGUCCUCAGAGAUGAAGUCGCUUCUCAGAAAGUUGCUCUGCAUAGACGUCCACAAGCGCAUUUCCUGUCUGGCAGAACUGCAAGAUCUGGACUACAUGUCGGACGUCAGUUGGGACAGUGUGCUCAGCAAGCAGAUUCCUCCGGGCUUCAUUCCCAACAAACGGCGACUAAACUGUGAUCCUACAUUUGAGCUGGAGGAAAUGAUCCUGGAGUCCAAACCUCUUCACAAAAAGAAAAAAAGGCUCGCUCGAAAGACCAAGGACCAAGGUUCCGAUGGGUCACCGCAGAAUGGUCAGUUGCAGCAACGUUUGGAGAACAUCCAGAGAGACUUUAUCAUCUUCAACAGAGAAAAGUCAAAGAGAGCAGCGGCAGAUUCGGACUCAACUGAACUAUCCAGAAGUAACAAGAGUAAAGCAAUAGAGGACGGUCAGAACAACAAUGUGGAACCAGUUUCUUUUUUAUCAGGAUAAAGAACCGGAUUCAAGCCCCCCCCCCCCACACACACACACACAUUUUGUUCCGUGUCUCCCGCCAUUGUUUGUAGAUCAGCACCUCCGUCCCGCAACUGAUAUAAGCGGGUUGCCUCAACAAACGUUGCAAAGACUUGACGAGUACAGGGUGAGUGAAGAGACUCUUUACGGCCAUCACGGCAGAAUUUUUUUUUUCCCCCUGAUCUUGAAGGACUGUUAGGGUAUGUACAGUAUGUCGCGUUUUGCUCUGUUACGUCACGAGAGAGAACUGUAAAGCAAACGUUCUGCUGGACACUUUAUCUACAUUUAGUUUGGUUCAACUUCAAGUCAGGAAUGGUAAUGCGCCUCCAAGAUAGUAGACUUGGUUUUGAUUGGAAGGUUUGUAUCAGUGCUCUGAGAUAGCUCUUUUCUCCUUGGUCGUUUGUGACCUUUCUGCAGGGUCGACCCACUUUCAUUUUGAAAAAAGGCAAAAUAUGCAUUUUUCCGCAAUUCACAAGAAUUGCCACGUGUGGAUUAAGCAUCAGAGAACACUCGACAUCCCGUAUUUCUCGUUUUGCGUCUAAGUCCGGGCUGCUCGGAAGAAGCUAGCGCUUUUAAUAUGUAUAUCCAGCAAAAUGCAGCUCUGCUUACCUUUUGGCUUUGAUGUAGUCUUUCCGUCAGUGUAGAUUGGAGGACACUGAAAGUUGCUUGAAGGUGGCUCUGGAGCUUUAGCUAGCCCCAUGAUGUCGUGGUUGGAGAAUUAACCCCCCCCCCCCCCCCCCCACUGCAGAAUUUCAUAUUUGAUGUGUUGUGCAGAAAGCCCGAAGCUCCAGCUACAGUUGUCCACACUACUCGUGGGGGAUAUAUUGACCCCCUGACCCUUCCCAAAUCAAAUUGUCUAUAGAUGCCAUAAAAUGGCAGCAAAGCACUACUUUUCCAUCAGACAGGAACUAACUAAAUGAAGCUCCUCCCCUCACCAAAGAAAGCCUUUUAUAUGAGUACCAGACUAAUGUCUGAGCACAACGACAGCAGUGAUUUAGCAGUGAUCCCAUUCUAAUUAAUGGCUUUCAUUCAUGCUUGUUAAUUCCUUGACGUUACACAGAUUGAUAUUUGUAUCUGGUUUUAAAUGCUUCGAGCACUUUUUCACCCGAAAAUGGGCACAGUGUUUGGAUUUGUGUCGGUGUUGGUAUUUGUCGUAAACGUCAUUUUGCACAUUUUUUCACACUGCAAUAGGAGCAGUCAGUGGGAGAGGGAGGAGGUUAGUAAAAUAUACAAUAUGCUUUAAAAGGUGUAUGGCAGACAAAGGCAAAUUUGAAAAUGGAGGUUUUGUUGUCCCUCACUUGUCACUGUAUGUUUCUUCUACUGUAUCUUUUAAGGUGUGCCUUAAAUAACUUUGUUCCCAAACCAAA